Limulus polyphemus (Atlantic horseshoe crab) is the source of this 1671-nucleotide messenger RNA. RefSeq names its product cytohesin-1-like. Gene Ontology annotation, biological process: regulation of ARF protein signal transduction. Lineage: Eukaryota; Metazoa; Arthropoda; Merostomata; Xiphosura; Limulidae. Bases 133 to 1185 code for a protein of 350 amino acids. The transcript has 11 exons. The record is from RefSeq and is a predicted model, not a curated record. Gene Ontology annotation, molecular function: guanyl-nucleotide exchange factor activity.
CAGAAGCAAGACUGUUUAUGUCUUAUCAUUGGCCUGUAGUUUGCUGUUUGAGACCUUCAGACUUCCUGUCUGACAUCUGGUUUUUGUCUCUUCUAGCAACUGCAAGAUGAAAUUGCUGAGGUCACUGUGGAAAUGAAGAAGCUGGAAGCCCAAGGUGAAAGUAAAACAAAUUCAAGGGCAAAGCAGCUAUCUAUUGGAAAAAAGAAAUUUAAUAUGGACCCUAAAAAGGGUAUUGAGUACCUGAUUGAACAUAGGCUGCUUCAGAAUACAGCAGAAAAUGUUGCCCAGUUCCUAUAUAAAGGAGAGGGACUCAACAAAACAGCUAUAGGAGAUUACUUAGGAGAGAGGAAUGAUUUCAAUAUGAAAGUCUUGGAUGCCUUUGUGGAUCUCCAUGAUUUCACAGAUUUAAUUCUGGUCCAAGCUUUGAGGCAGUUCCUAUGGAGUUUUCGUCUCCCUGGUGAGGCUCAGAAAAUUGAUAGGAUGAUGGAAAAAUUUGCUCAAAGAUACUGUCAGCUAAAUCCUGGAGUGUUUAGUAAUAUUGACACAUGUUAUGUCCUGUCUUUUGCCAUUAUCAUGUUAAACACUUCGCUACACAACCCCAGCGUGAAGGAAAAACCAUCCGUGGAACAGUUUAUCAAUAUGAAUCGGGGCAUCAACAAUGGAGGAGAUCUUCCACAUGAAUUAAUUGUGAGUUUAUAUGACAGCAUAAAACAGGAGCCAUUUAAGAUCCCGGAGGAUGAUGGAAAUGAUUUGAUGCAUACGUUCUUCAAUCCCGACAGGGAGGGCUGGUUAUGGAAACAGGGAACGUCAAAACUCAGUGGUCGUUACAAGAGUUGGAAGCGACGAUGGUUCAUUCUAAAUGAUAACUGUUUGUAUUAUUUUGAAUACACCACUGAUAAAGAGCCACGGGGAAUUAUACCCUUGGAAAAUGUCCAGGUGCGUGAGGUUGUAGACCGGAAUAGGGCCAAUAGUUUUGAGCUCUUUUCGACAGGGAGCGACAUCAUUAAAGCAUGUAAGACAGACUCAGAAGGGAAGGUCGUUGAAGGAAAACACACAGUGUAUCGCAUGUCAGCAUCUACUCCUGAAGAGAUGGCAGAUUGGAUCAAGUGUAUCAAGCAAAGCAUCAGUCAUAAUCCUUUCUAUGAUAUGCUUAAUGCUCGCAAAAAGAAAGCUCAGCACCUAUAAAGAAGAAUAAGCUUAAAAUAAUGUUUUUAUUGAAAGCUUGUCAAGGCCAUUUUGUCAAACCAAGAAUUGGCUGUGCUUUUAUCUAAGAAAAAUCAAUGUAAUUAGUUGGCAGUAUCUAGGGGAAGAGUACGUUGUGGAAUUGUUGUUAAACUGGUCUGUAUGGCCACUGACUUGUGGAAGAGGAAUUGUUAUUAAAUCGAUCUGAGAGGCCACUGACUUGUAGAAAGUGAAGUAUUUUAAGCUGAUCUGAAGUGGCCACUGAUUUGUUCAAAAUUGAGUGUUUUAAAUUGAUCUGAGUGGCCACUGACCUGUGGAAGAGAAACUGUUUUUAAAUUGAUCUGAGUGGCCAUUGACCUGUAGAAGAGGAACUGUUUUAGAUUGAUCUGAGUGGCCACUGACCUGUGGAAGAGAAACUGCUUUAAAUUGAUCUGAGUGGCCACUGACCUGUGGAAGAGAAACUGCUUUAAAUUGAUCUGAGUGGCCACU